Molecule: messenger RNA, 1026 nt
Organism: Exophiala bonariae
Lineage: Eukaryota; Fungi; Ascomycota; Eurotiomycetes; Chaetothyriales; Herpotrichiellaceae
Gene: P5CR
Product: Pyrroline-5-carboxylate reductase
Exons: 2
Coding region: 1-1026 (341 amino acids)
Biological process (GO): L-proline biosynthetic process
Molecular function (GO): pyrroline-5-carboxylate reductase activity
Source: RefSeq, a predicted model, not a curated record
AUGGCUGCAGCUCUCCGGAUACCCAACGGCCUCACUGGCCUAGGCAAUGACAGAGGCAUGACUCUGACUGUCCUUGGAUGCGGCACACUCGGCAUCGCGAUCCUUUCAGGCAUUCUCUCAUCCCUGCAUGAAGCGUCCUCCAUCCCCUCCCCGGCAUACCCCGACUCCGGCACCGCGACACCCACGACCGAAGGCCCCCCACAAAGAACACCCACAAAUUUCAUUGCGUGCGUGCGACGGCCCGAAUCAGCCAAACGCAUCAGACUCGCCGUACAGGAAUACCAACCACGGAGCGUGACCGUGCUUCAGAAUGAAAACGUGCGGGGCGUCGAGGCCGCCGACGUGAUCAUCCUCGGCUGCAAGCCGUACAUGGUCGCGGACAUCUUGCUGCAGGAAGGCAUGAAGGAAGCCCUCGCGGGGAAACUCCUCAUCUCCAUCUGCGCCGGCGUCCCCGUCGAGCAGAUGGGCCGCGUGCUCUACGGAGACAACUACCCGGCCGACAACCCGGCGAACGCGUGCACGCUCGUCCGCGUCAUGCCCAACACGGCGGCGCUGGUGCGUGAGUCCAUGACCGUCAUAGCGACAAACAAUCCCCCUCUGCCCGCCGAACUCUCCGCCCUCGUCGCCUGGAUCUUCACCCGCAUCGGCCGCGUCGUCCACCUCCCACCCGCCAUGAUGGAUGUAUCCACGGCCCUGUGCGGUUCCGGCCCCGCGUUUCUGGCGCUGAUGUUGGAGUCUCUCGCGGAUGGUGCUGUCGCCAUGGGCCUGCCUCGCGCAGAGGCACAGUUGAUGGCCGCUCAGACGAUGCGCGGCACUGCUGGUUUGGUUCAGCAUGGCGAGCAUCCUGCACUCGUGCGCGAGAAGGUCAGCACCCCUGGCGGUUGCACUAUUGGUGGGUUGCUGGUUCUCGAGGAAGGGAGAGUCAGAGGAACGGUGGCCAGGAGCGUCAGGGAGGCUACGGUGGUGGCUGCGCAGUUGGGUAAGGGUAUCAGUGGUGUUAAUGGCACGAGAUUUGAGAGGCAGUGA